UCACAGAAUGAUUUUAUUAGGGGAAAAAAAUGGAGAGGGGGCAGAGAGAGAGAAGCGUGAUGAGGAUCUGGAUGUUAAGGGUUCUUCUGAUGCUAUUUAGCUUCCUUGGCAGAAUCUCGUCGCUGUCGGUGACGGUCAACGACGUCGAGUGUGUCUACGAGUAUGUGCUUUACGAGGGCGACACCGUCUCUGGAAACUUCGUGGUCGUCGACCACGACAUCUUCUGGAGCUCCGAUCACCCCGGCAUCGAUUUUACCGUGACAUCUCCAGCAGGUAAUAUGGUGCACACUCUGAAGGGAACAUCCGGGGACAAGUUUGAGUUUAAGGCCCCACGAAGCGGAAUGUAUAAAUUCUGUUUUCAUAAUUCUUAUGCGACACCAGAGACUGUUUCUUUCUACAUACACGUUGGCCAUAUUCCCAAUGAGCAUGACCUGGCCAAAGAUGAACAUUUGAACCCAAUAAACGUUAAAAUCGCUGAACUGAGAGAGGCACUGGAGUCUGUUACAGCGGAGCAGAAGUACUUGAAAGCACGUGAUGCUCGACAUCGCCGUAACACCAAUCAGACAUGGGAAUUUCCCACAUGCAAGAUGCCUGUGUAUCUGUUUUAUAGGUGUACUGCGGGGAAUAUGAAUAUAUGCAAAUGAGAGCACCCGAAAACGAGUUGUGUUCUACACCGUUGGAGAGUACAUCUUGCUGGCCGCUGCAAGUGCUCUACAAGUCAUCUAUAUACGGCAGCUUUUCAGCAAAUCAGUAGCAUACAACCGAGUUUGAGUUGUCUGAUUAAUUUUAGCGUCUGCUUAGCAACAAAAUGAGGCUUAUAGUUGAGUUCCUUUUGUGGUGCGAAAUGCAUUGGUUUAUGCUAUUGACUUAUUGCUUCUCAAGUACAAGAGUUUUAGACA
Messenger RNA from Juglans microcarpa x Juglans regia, 899 nucleotides. RefSeq names its product transmembrane emp24 domain-containing protein p24beta3-like. Lineage: Eukaryota; Viridiplantae; Streptophyta; Magnoliopsida; Fagales; Juglandaceae. The transcript is spliced from 5 exons. Gene Ontology annotation, biological process: Golgi organization; intracellular protein transport; endoplasmic reticulum to Golgi vesicle-mediated transport. The record is from RefSeq and is a predicted model, not a curated record. The coding region runs from base 30 to 644 and encodes 204 amino acids. Gene Ontology annotation, cellular component: Golgi apparatus; COPII-coated ER to Golgi transport vesicle; endoplasmic reticulum-Golgi intermediate compartment.